Molecule: messenger RNA, 639 nt
Organism: Aspergillus pseudotamarii
Lineage: Eukaryota; Fungi; Ascomycota; Eurotiomycetes; Eurotiales; Aspergillaceae
Exons: 2
Coding region: 1-639 (212 amino acids)
Source: RefSeq, a predicted model, not a curated record
AUGAAGAUCUCCGCCGUUCUCUCUACCUUGAUGGUCGCCGGCCUCGUUGCCGCCGCUCCUCCUACUGAGCGUCCUACCGACCUGCAGAAGCCUCCGGUUCCUCUUCCUACUGCUGAAGCUCCUGUCCCGCCCAAGCUGGACAACGACAACAGCAAGCGUGGAGAUGUUCCCCCGCCUAAGAAGCCUACCGAUCUCCCAACUCCUCCCAAGGAUCCCAAGGAUCCCAAGGAGAAUGACAACGGCAAGCGCGGUGACGCGCCACCUCCUCCUCCUACCGACAAGCCUCUUCCUCCUAAGGAAGAUGACAAGGGCAAGCGUGACGAGGUUCCCCCUCCUCCUAAGCCCACCGAGGACAAGCCUACUCCCCCGAAGGACCACGACAAUGACAAGCGCGGUGAUGUGCCGCCUCCUCCCCCAACGGACAAGCCUCUUCCUCCCAAGGAGAAGGAGAAUGACAACGACAAGCGUAGAGACGUUCCCCCUCCCCCUCCCACUGACAAGCCCCUCCCCCCUAAGGAGGACAACGACAACGACAAGCGCGGUGAUGUCCCUCCUCCUCCUAAGCCCACCGAGGACAAGCCCGCUCCCCCCAAGGAGAACGACAAUGACAAGCGUGGUGAUGAGGUAUGUCGUGCCUGA